CUCUGUGUACGACCGUUCACGACCACCGCAAGAGCUUGCACAACGAUUGACAUUGAGCAGGAAUUCGCAUAACACACAAGUCAUGUCUGCAUUCUUUGGUCUAGGGAAGACGCGUACGUUCAAGCCGCGAAGAGACGUCCCCGAAGGCACGAAGCAGUACCAGCUGCGCAAGUAUGCCGAGGCUACACUCGGUUCGGGUAACUUGAGGAAGGCUGUGCAGCUCCCUGAGGGCGAGGAUCUGAACGAAUGGCUUGCCGUUCAUGUCGUGGACUUCUUCAAUCACUUGAACAUGUUGUACGGAACAAUCACCGAAUUUUGUACUCCUAACGAGUGUCCUAUCAUGUCUGCUGGCCCACGAUACGAAUAUCUUUGGGAGGAUGGCGUCAAGUACAAGAGGCCCACAAAGCUGCCAGCGCCGGAGUACGUCGACGCUUUGAUGAACUGGGCACAAGGGCUUUUAGACAACGAGGAAAUCUUCCCAAAUAAGAUAGGCGUGCCUUUCCCCAGGAACUUCCGAGACACCAUUCGAACGCUUUUCCGGAGACUUUUCCGUGUGUACGCGCACCUUUACAGCAAUCACUUCGACCACAUAUGUGCUCUGGGUAUUGAGGCCCACAUGAACACAAGCUACCGCCACUUCUUCCUCUUCGUCAACGAGUUCGAUCUUGUGGAGAAGAAAGAGCUGGUUCCGUUGGAUGAGUUGAACGUUGCGAUUCUUACGGAAGACAAGCUUCGAUGACCGAUACCACGCCGCGCACAAAGACAUGACGCAUUGUAUAUUCCCACUACAUCCCGUUUUCCGACAUUCUGCUGCUGUACUUGUCAUCGUAAUUUACAUCUCU
Phanerochaete carnosa HHB-10118-sp is the source of this 842-nucleotide messenger RNA. RefSeq lists its product as uncharacterized. Gene Ontology annotation, biological process: signal transduction; positive regulation of protein phosphorylation; cell division. The coding region runs from base 83 to 739 and encodes 218 amino acids. The record is from RefSeq and is a predicted model, not a curated record. Lineage: Eukaryota; Fungi; Basidiomycota; Agaricomycetes; Polyporales; Phanerochaetaceae. The transcript has 9 exons. Gene Ontology annotation, molecular function: protein kinase activator activity. Gene Ontology annotation, cellular component: nucleus; cytoplasm.